UUGAUAACAUGGCGGCCGUCGCUGCCCUGGGAUCUCUAGGAAGCAGUGAGGUUCACAUCCGGAAGAAGAGUGUCUUCUGGCGCUAGUUCGGUGGCCGCUGCGCACUUUGGAGUGUGGGCCAGUUGCUGAAUGAGGGUAGCUGGACCCUCCCCGCGACAGUCCCCCCGGGCCCUCCGCCCUCACCGGAGUCCCGCCAUGUCCUUCUUCCGGCGGAAAGUGAAAGGCAAAGAACAAGAGAAGACAUCAGAUAUCAAGUCAAUUCCAGUAUCUGUACAUUCCCCACAAAAAAGCACUAAAAACCACGCCUUGCUAGAGGCUGCAGGACCAAGUCAUGUUGCAAUCAGUGCCAUUUCUGCCAACAUGGAUUCCUUUUCAAGUAGCAGGACAGCAACACUAAAGAAACAGCCAAGCCACCUGGAAGCAGCUCAUUUUGGUGACCUGGGGAGAUCUUGUCUGGAGUACCAAACACAAGAGACCAAAUCAAGCCUCUCAAAGACCCUUGAACAAGUCUUGCAUGAUUCUGUUGUCCUCCCUUAUUUCAUUCAAUUCAUGGAACUUCGUAGAAUGGAGCAUUUGGUUAAAUUCUGGUUAGAGGCUGAAAUUUUUUACUCUACAACUUGGUCCCGUAUAAGAGCACACAGUCUGAAUACAGUGAAACAGAGCUCAUUGGCCGAACCUGUCUCUCCAAGUAAAAAGUAUGAAACUGCAGCAUCUGUUGUAAUGGAGUCUCUUGACAAGAGAUUGGAGGAUUCUAGUUCAGCCCAGUUGCUUAUGAUUCAGUCAGAAAGAAUUGACCUGAAUAAUAGAACUAACAACAGUCAGAAUCACUUGUUGCUUUCCCAGGAAUGUGAUGAUGUCCAUCCCCUUCAUCUUGAAGUGACCAGAGGAACUUAUCAUAUUUCCCUGGAAAACCCAGAAACCAGACUUACAGUAGCCAGUAGAAAUAGUCCACUAAAGGAAUUAUCUGGGAAACUAAUGAAAAGUAUUGAACAAGACGCAGUGAAUACCUUUACCAGAUAUAUAUCUCCUGAUGCUGCUAAGCCAAUACCAAUUACAGAAGCUAUGAGAAAUGACAUCAUAGCAAAAAUUUGUGGAGAAGAUGGACAGGUGAAUCCCAACUGUUUUGUUUCUGCACAGUCCAUAGUCUUUAGUGCAAUGGAGCAAGAGCACUUUAGUGAUUUUCUGCGAAGUCAUCAUUUCUGUAAAUACCAGAUUGAAGUGCUGACCAGUGGAACUGUUUACCUGGCUGACAUUCUGUUCUGUGAAUCAGCCCUCUUUUAUUUCUCUGAGUACAUGGAAAAAGAGGAUGCUGUGAAUAUCUUACAGUUCUGGUUGGCAGCAGACAACUUCCAGUCCCAGCUUGCUGCCAAAAAAGGCCAGUAUGAUGGACAGGAGGCACAAAAUGAUGCCAUGAUCUUAUAUGACAAGUACUUCUCUCUCCAAGCCACACAUCCUCUUGGAUUUGAUGAUGUUGUGCGAUUAGAAAUUGAAUCCAAUAUCUGCAGGGAAGGUGGGACACUCCCUAACUGUUUCACAACCCCAUUACGUCAGGCCUGGACAACCAUGGAAAAGGUCUUUUUGCCUGGCUUUUUGUCCAGCAACCUUUAUUAUAAGUAUUUGAAUGAUCUCAUCCAUUCAGUUCGAGGAGAUGAAUUUUUGGGUGGGCACAUUUCAUUGACUUCUUAUGGCUCUGUUAGCCCUCCUGAUGAGUCUCACCCAGGUGGUUCCAGCUCAUCUUCUCAGUCCAGUUUGAAAAAAGCCAGUGUUAAAAUUCUGAAAAAUUUUGAUGAAGCAAUAAUUGUGGAUGCUGCAAGUCUUGAUCCAGAAUCUUUAUAUCAACGAACAUACGCAGGGAAAAUGUCAUUUGGAAGAGUCAGUGAUCUGGGGCAGUUCAUCCGAGAAUCUGAACCUGAACCUGAUGUAAAGAAAUCAAAAGGAUUCAUGUUCUCACAAGCUAUGAAGAAAUGGGUGCAAGGAAAUACUGAUGAGGCACAAGAAGAAUUAGCUUGGAAGAUUGCUAAGAUGAUAGUUAGUGAUGUUAUGCAGCAAGCACAGUAUGAUGAACCAACAGAGAAAUCUACAAAGCUAUAACUCAACAUCUGACAUAAGGAAAAUCUGUUUCUGAAAUAUAAGAGAACCUUCUUCCUUUGUUUGGAUUCUUCAGCACAGUCAAUGAAAACAAAGCACUGUAUUCCUCUUAACUGAUAUUCUCAAGAAAAAAUGGCAGACAAUCCAAGACUUCCACCAUAACACAGAGUAACUUUCAGACAUAUUUGAAGCACAUCAUGUCACACCGUGAAAGUCAUAAAGAGACAAAGUGGUAUUGUUUACAUUACUAAAAAUUAGUAGUUUUCCAAUGGCAAUAACCCAUUUAUGAGAGAGUUUCAGCCUAUUAGGGUAGACAACAGCUACAUACUGUAGGAGGCAGAUAACCAUAGAACUGAAAACUGAUGCAACUUCUUGUAGCAGUGACUCCUCCCUAAUAGCAUCACAAACUAGUUACCAGCAUGGAUUGCUUUGUCUUCUUAAAACAAAAGUUAUGUCUAUCCCACUGAAAGCCAGGCAGCUCACAGUGGCAGUGUGGUGCUAGCAGGUUUUUUCCUUUGCAUGGAAUGGAAUAAUAAUUCAUUGUACAGCCUUCCUUCACAGAUGUGAGGCUGCAUUAGUUUGGAAAGAAGUUAACAAAGGUCAAGUCUCAGUGACCCUUCAUGGUAGAAUGCAAUUUUAACAUUUGUUCUUGAGAUAAAGUACACUUAAAAUUAGUCUUUCUCCAAAUACUCCUCUGUUACCAAAAGGAUAAAUCUAGUUUACUUAAGAAAUUAGCUGAUAAAAUACUCAACUUUGUUUGACUGCCUUCCCCUUUUCUUUUUGUGAGCUGUGAAGUUUGCAGUCAAUGGCCUUUUUUUUUUUGGUGGGGGAGGAGGUCCUCAGGAUAGUAAGAAACUCAUUCACUGCUCUUCUACUUAGUUGGCUUCUGUGUCUGGAUCAUAGUUGGUCAGUGGGCUGUACAUUGACAAGCAUACUCCACCAGCCCCUAGAUGCUGAUGCUUACUGGAUGCACUUGUCUGAGGAGAAAGGAAAUUCUCUUAGGCAUUACUGCUUUUGCUCAGACUUUGCAAAAAAAAAAAAUUAUUAUUUUAUAUAUGUAUGUGUAUGUAUAUAUAAUUAUUAAUCACCUCUGUCUUUGAGAACGUCUUGAAAAAUAGAGAAUUUAUUCCAUUGCAAUAUUUGAUUGUAGAGAGGCACACUGUUUCAGCAACAAAAGAAGCAAAAAAGACUGUAUAAAUAAGUGUUUGGUACUAUGUACCAUCUCUGUUAUCCUGAAAUUGAAGUAUUCAUGUAUUUAAACCAUAUUCUAUUUAAUUAUGUUUGAUUUUAUAUAUAUAUAUAUUAAAUGGUGUCAACUUCUAGUAAACUAUAUCGAUCCUUUUAAAUAUGUUCAUUCGCUUUAUGCAAACUCAGAAAUGAGCCUGCUACUGGCCUUAGCUUUGUGUUUAAAGUAUAUGACAAAGCCCUGAGGUUUUUAUUAGGCGCAUACGACAUGAUUAACUCAUUUUGUUCUUCUAGCAAAAUAUUUCCAUCCGUCUCUUAUUGCUUCAAUCUUUAAAUAAUAGAAAAAUAAUAUAAAAAUCAAAAAAUAAAACAUGGUUUUAAGUGA
Messenger RNA from Echinops telfairi (small Madagascar hedgehog), 3658 nucleotides. It is a transcript of the gene AKAP10, whose product is annotated as A-kinase anchoring protein 10. The record is from RefSeq and is a predicted model, not a curated record. Bases 130 to 2091 code for a protein of 653 amino acids. Lineage: Eukaryota; Metazoa; Chordata; Mammalia; Afrosoricida; Tenrecidae. Gene Ontology annotation, molecular function: protein kinase A binding. Gene Ontology annotation, biological process: intracellular protein localization. Gene Ontology annotation, cellular component: plasma membrane. The transcript is spliced from 15 exons.